ACUCAUCGCAUCAUCUACUGGUUCCCGAAGCGCCUGGGCCGGGCCGCCGAGCGACGACGACCUUAUACGAGACGGUCGAGUGGUUUCUAUAAGCGGUUGUGAGAGGAGUCGUGAGGACCUCUCCACCGCGGAGAGUGUAAGCCCAACAGUCCUCCAUUCAUCUAUCCAUCCGACCAUAGGACCAUCCAUCCAUAGCCCUCAGCUUCUCUGGCCAACGUGUAUAUCCUCCGCUGAGAGCAAAGUUGGGUCUACUACAUCUCUACCACUGCACGGCCCCCGAACCGCGAGUCCAAGGACUAAAAGACUCCACAGGAGUUUUCAGUCGGCCGCCGGCCGGCCGCCGGCCACUCCUCAUCACCUCCACCAAUUAACCCCGUCUGACCGUUGUCUAUACCUGCAAUUGUUUUUACUUUCGUUGACCUUCUCCGAUCAUGUCGUCGCUUAAUUCCGGAUGUCGGUCCUCCUCGAACGCGAGACUCGAUCUACUUCGAAACUGCAGUGAAUUCCGGGAUUAACCGAAGAUCAACGUACACGCUGGAGUGGAGUUUAAGUGCGCGGUUUCGACUUCAGCAGCUGUGAACAAAGUGAUCUCGAAGUGUCUGUAACCUACUGUCAUCAAAUUAUAUAAAUUAACUUGUAUAAGUACUAGUGCGCGGUAUUUGACGUGAAUUCCCGAAGGUUCUGCCAAACCGUCACAGUGUUAGAAAUGUGGAAAGUUGAUCACGACUCGGUGAUACGAACGUGAGAUAGGUCGAAAGCCAGGCGUGCAGCUUGGGCGAUGCGUCGGGAAUUGAGUAUUUAGCCGGAGCCAGUGUCCGUACUUAUUCGUGUUUUGGAAUUGUGAGGUGUGAGCUCGGAUUUGCGGGGCCGCUGGUAAACAGUUGAACGAGCGGAACGAGUCUCGGAAAUGAGCGGUAGUGGAGGUGGUGGUGGCGGUGGCCAAGGGAACAACAACGCGGCUUCUUACCACCAGCACCAUCAGCAGCAGACGCAGCUGGAGCAGGCCGGCCUGCUGCCGGACCUGAACGGUGUCGACCUGGCUAUGAGUUUGUCCCCAAAACAGCACCAGUCCCACGUUCAGACAGGCGGUGGCGCGCACACGACACCAUUCAGCGUAACCGACAUUCUCAGCCCGAUCGAGGAGUCCUACAGGAAGCUGGAACUUGCUGCGGCGGCAGCGGCAGUCGGCGUCGGGGUCGUCACCCACCCUCAGAGUUCACCCUACACAAACGCCUGCGGCGGCCGCGUCGCCGGAAACGCCGGAAGCUCCAGCGCUAGCAGCGGAAGUCCGCCGCUCCACGGCGGAUCCACUCCCGGCGGAUCGACGCCCGGUCCUCCGUUGGGGGGUGCUGGUGGUAACGGUGGUAUGGGAGCAAUGGGCAAUCCUUACGCGACCAUGCAGCUCACUUCGCAAUAUCAGUACUGUGCCGCAGAAUUAUCACCCUAUCAUCACGCCGGACCCGGCGGCGUCGGCGGAGGCGCCACCGCCUCCGACCCCAUGAGGUCUUCUCAUCAUCAUCCAUGGUACGCGCCCGCGCCACCGGCCACUAACGACCCCCGAUUUGCCAUUUCACGUUUGAUGGGAGCUGCGGCAGCGGGUGCCGGUUCUAACAUGGCGGGCUGUUCCGUCGGGCAGUCCAUGGGUGACAUGGGCAAGUCUUCGGGGAUGGGCGUCGGCGUCGGCGUCGGCAUGGGCGUCGGUGCGAUGCAGUUUCCUCUUGCGCAGCGACGAAAACGCCGCGUACUUUUUACCCAGGCUCAAGUAUACGAGCUUGAGAGAAGAUUUAAGCAACAAAAAUACCUCAGCGCACCUGAAAGGGAACAUCUCGCCUCGCUAAUUCAUCUCACCCCAACCCAGGUCAAAAUCUGGUUUCAGAAUCACCGGUACAAAUGUAAACGACAGGCCAAAGAAAAAGCCAUGGCAGAGCAGAAUGCGCAAAAUCAGAGCGCGAGUUCCCCUCGAAGGGUGGCCGUCCCGGUUCUGGUCAAGGACGGAAAGCCCUGCGGAAGCGGGGGCGGGAACGAGGGAAGCCGCGGCGGUCCCAGCGCCGCUCUGGCGAGCCCUGCGCCCCACAUGACGGCCGCGUCGAGCCCCCACGGCUCGCACCACGCCGCGGUCGUCUCGCACCACUCGGUGGUCGGCGUGAGUCACGUGAUGUCCUCGAGCCAGAGCCUGCAGCACUGUUCGUACACGAGGACGAACGCCCAGCAGAGCAUGCAGCAGCAACAGCAGCCGCAGUGCGGUGCCUACCUGCCGCUGCAGGGGAGAGCCUGGUAGUGCGCACCAUCCGCGGCGGGAGCUGCGUCCUACGCAAGUCCCCAGGUCGCUGGCCCUUGGGCCCUCGCCGCGGAUCCAGCCACUUGGUACGCCAUUCCCGACGACAGUCCUUAAUAAAGUUUGCUCGCCUCCUGCGGCAGCUGCUUAUCUCGCGUCGCGUAACGCCGGGAGAAAAGGGUGAAACUUACCAAAUUCAGUGUCCGACCGCGCAUGCGCGAGCGUCGUCGUCUUUUCGCGCAGGCUGGCCAACUCAAGCUUCAGGCGUCAAAUGUGGAUUGUGAAGAUGACGUAUGUAGGUGAUGCCAAUUUCUUUCGUUUUUUUUUUUUUAGAUAGACUAGGUCACUGAUUGAUCACUGAUCACUGAUUAUUAUUGCUAAAAGUCGUGGUAACAACGUAAUUUCAAUUCGCCACUUGACGCCGGAGAGUUUCACAUCUCGUGCCUCGUUUCAAGUAAGUUGGCUACCCUGCUUUGCAAAAGUAAAUAUCGCUGCGGUACGAUUCUCGCUGUCUAGUAGAGUUCAAUCAUUGUCCGCAUGCGCAGUCGGUCACUCGGCACGAUAAGUUUUACCGUUUCCUCGCGGCAUGAGUAUACCGAGGAGCCAUUCACUUGCAGAUAUCAAAUUAAUUAUUCCGGUUCACUGUUGACAUUGAUUUCAAGUGAUUUCUAGAGACUUCUAUCUCGUGGUCUGAUUUUCGUUUGUUUUCGGUACACCAAUCGAUUUCAAUUGAUUCCCAAUGUCAACUCUGAUUUUCAUUGAUUUCCUAGUGCUGUAAGCGGUUUCCAGUGAUUUUCCUGCUACACAGAAACAGAGUCGUUAGAAAAAGGCCAGAAAGCUGGCAAAUCAUAAAAUGUCAAUGGAAAUCAGUAGAAACAAUUAACAUCAGUGUUAAGAGUCAAUUAAAACCGUUUAGCGUUUACCGCAUGACUUGCAACAAUUGUGUAUCAUGAUUUCCAACGCUUACUGCGUGAUUUCAUCGCGACCUUAUCGUCUUGUGAUUUCAAGUGAUUCCCAGUGAUUUCGAAUGAUUUCAGUCAUCUCGAAUGAUUCCUCGUCAUUUCAAACAACAUUUAAGUGAUUUGAAUUCGUUUCUUCUGACUUUUAGUUCCAACUGUAAAAUGUAUGACUUUCCUAAGUGAACGGCCCCUCGGGGUAUUAUAGGUACGAAUUUAUACGUCGAUGCUGGAUUACAGUGUGCGUCUGACAAGUGCGGGGUCAAUGUUUGGUGAGUUUCGGACUAAUGGAAUAUAUUUCAUUACAGUUUUGCGCAGGGGGAAUUAGUUUGGCGUCUUUAACUGUGUGAUAAAGUUGGACGCUUCGAUAUACGACCUUUCGGUAUAAAGUGUGAAAUUUAAAAAAUCGAGUUACUUUUUUUUCCUUCAAGUUAAUUUCCAUCUGUAGUGUAAAAUAAAAUCACCGUGUGGCGAGGUGUGCUUUCCAUUAUUUAUAUAGUUGAUGAUACGCCGUUACUCUGAUCGCAAUCGUAAAUUUGUUAGGAAAUCCACUCCUGGUCUCCGCUCUCAUUCCUCGGAAAUAUGUAACCAAUUUUGGUAACUUUAUAACGGUUAUCUUAAUAAGCCAAGUCAAACAGAGUACCGCUUGUUUUAAAACCAACUCUCAACGUUUAUUUUUCUCUGAAAUCAUAUUUCCUCGAUAAAAUAUAAUGCAAUUACAAUCUGUCCAAAACCACACACCACGAACGAAAACGAAUUUGACACAGCCUUAAUUUAUUUUCGGACAGUGAGGUAAAAACCAGAAUUGAAAACGAAUCUUAUCGACGAUUACCUUGACGAUUGUAAGAAUAUUUGUCAUUUUUUUUAGCUGACAAAAAUUUCAUCAACUUUCGAGCCCAUAAAUUACGUUUUAAUCAUUAUUUCGUAGCACAAGUGUCUUGAAGAAACUGACCAAAUUUUUCUAAAAGCGGAGAAACAAAGUGAAAUCGCGCCAGUUUUAGGUGUAUUAUUUUGGUACUGCGAUCACUGAUUAAAUCUCGUGAACACUCAGUGGCCGCGAAGUCUAACGAUUUCACCUCUAGUCAAUACCCAAAUUUCUAAUACGUUCGUGUGGUGGGAUUUAUUGAAAAAUGAUUUUUGAUUGAUGAGAAUAAAUGGAGAAUUUUUUUCUUAAAUAGUCAGCAUUAAUGUCCGAAACAAACCGGUUGCCUCUCAAUUUUCAGUUGUGAAAUUGAAUUACUCUUAAGUGUAACUCAGACGAUCGUACCCGUAAAUUCCUAAUCCUCGCGAGAGUGACGAAAAUCGAACCAGGCUUUAAAGUGUGCUUAGUUAUAAGGGGACCUUAAUUAGGAAGAAUGGGGAAAUAUCGUGAAACGUAAAACGUGCAGAAACAUUGGCUGGUUUAUAAACAUAAAUAUAUAUAGUGAACACGAAGUGAGUAGCGUUCUAUUCAGACUGUCGAAAAUAGCACUCCAAGAGCUGUAGUGUCGUUGAUUUUGAACGAUUUUUCCAGUAACAAUUCUGAUUUUAUCAUCGGAUUCGGAUAUUUGCAGAGAAUGCAGAAGCGGUUUAUUUCGUUGAAGUUUUUUAUGUACCGAAAAAAAUAACAUGUCACACCAAUGAUUAACAUACACGUUACGUUUAUUACGGAAAUGUUGUGCAGAAUCGACUUAUAUAUUUAGCGUGAAAAUAAUAAUCGACCACACAGUCGCGUUAGACGAUUUAAUUACAUAUAACGACGUAAGUUGAAUUUAACAAAGUAAUUAGUCUCCAAGACUUUGUACAUAUUAUAUAUUAUAAACAAUAGUAUAAGACGCAAGAUUUUGUUCAACAAGAUUUUUCGACGCGAAGACAAGAUCGUUUUGUUUCAUUUAUAAUUCUAUACAUAUUUGAAUCUGAACAUAAUUAUUACGGGAAAUUAGAAUAUGUACAAGUUUAUAUAAUAUAGCAUCGUACAGCCUCGCAGGAACCCGAGGUUCUCGUAGGUUUCGAUAAAAAGUUUCAAAUAUUCCACUAAAAUAAAUAAUAGGUCGUCGAUUUGUAGCUAGAUUCAGGUACCUAAUUAAUAAAUGAGUAACAAACAUCGAAUAGGUUUUCACGAUGAUGCACAUGCAAAACUGGCCAAUUGAAUAUUAUAUGUAGAAACAGAACACAAAUCGGGAUAAGCAGUGAUUUUACAAUUACUUUACUGCACUUGCUUUGGGCACAGCAUAAUUCCGUAGGUGAAAUUGAACGUUUCAAUACGAUUAUAAUACGGCAAGUUACUUUCAAUUGGUCAGAUUUUUGUGCAUGGUCAUCGAUCAUUUUUACUUCUCCUACGCAAUUGUUUUCAACGACCAGUACAUUCAUAAACUACAUGAAUAUAGAUUACAAAAAUUAUGCAAGGGGGAGACUCUCGAGUGUAUAAAGUCAAAUCCAGCCGAUCUUUUCUUCUUCAUUGGAAAAAUAGUAUAUUAUGUAACCAGGGAAUAAAGUCGACUUUUAUUCCUGUGUUAUGAAUAGAAAUUUAUUUCCGACUCAACUCUGUCCGCAAUAUUUGUUCGAAAAUUUGGAAUUUUAAAUUGGGCUCAUAUUUCACGCUGAUUUGAAAUAUGAGAUCGUAUUUCCCGCAAAUCCGUUUUAAGGAAAAAUAUGCCACUUUCGUCCCGCUUUUGAGGUCAAAAAAGUUAACUUUAUGGUUCAUUCGGGAAUAAAAUGUAUUAUAGAUACGGCUAUAAAUGUUGCCGAAAUUUCGAAACACAAUCCGAAUUUUGAGGUACUUUUAUGUCCGUCAAACGAUUUCUCAUAAGUUCUAACCUGCAAAUUUGUAUACUAGAUCAUGUUUUUUUCCUAAUCAAGAGAAUUUAUCCUUUACAAAUUCAAUGAUUAAUUCCCUGAAAGGGAAUGAGAAAAGCGUAAAGCAUAAUGUAGAUAUUAAUUUUCACCAGCUGUAGAAGUUACGUCGCAUUGCAUCUUAACUAAGAUUAUAAAUCCUGGAUCUAGAUCACUGUAGAUUGAAGUAAAUAAAAAAAUUUGUUUGAGAAAACAAACAAACUCUUUUCUACGUCAAUUCGUUUUGUAUGAUGCACACAAAUAUAUUUAAAAUAAUAUUAUGUGCACAUAUAACAUAGUGUUUAGUAAUAUAUAAGAUUAUCUUGGAUAUUAUGUACAUAAUGUCUUUAAUUAUCAUUAUAUAUAUAGUUACUAACUAUUUCGUUUCGAAAAUAUGAGAGAGCUCGCAGAGUCCUGACAGUCAUCAGCAUGUUUUUCAGUAUAUGUAAUAUAAUAACUUACAGUAUUCAUUUCCACAUUUUGCUAUUCAUUUUUUCUUCAGAGAGAAAGUUACAACAUAAGAACAAAUAUACCGGGACAAUUUCUUGAAAUUUGAAAAUCAAUCGCGCAUGCGUCAAAUAGUUUAAUGUCAUUUGGUCGGCGAAAUCUUCCCGCAGCGAUAUUCUUGUCUGCUAUGCAGGCUGGCCAACGUACGCAAAAUAUGUGCUAGACUGGGCCAAAAAAAUUUCAAUUUUUUUCUUCAAUUUUAAUUGAGAAUAACUUUUGAAAAAUUAAAUUGAGGCAAAAAUAUUAAGAGAUCUUUUUUGUAGAACAUUAAAUUUCCUUUAAGAAUCUGUCAUGAUCUUUUUUAUACAUUCAUUGAUUCGUUAGUCACAAAAUUCCAAA
Molecule: messenger RNA, 6888 nt
Organism: Neodiprion fabricii
Lineage: Eukaryota; Metazoa; Arthropoda; Insecta; Hymenoptera; Diprionidae
Product: homeobox protein Nkx-2.4-like
Exons: 4
Coding region: 908-2278 (456 amino acids)
Biological process (GO): cell differentiation; regulation of transcription by RNA polymerase II
Cellular component (GO): nucleus
Molecular function (GO): RNA polymerase II cis-regulatory region sequence-specific DNA binding; DNA-binding transcription factor activity, RNA polymerase II-specific
Source: RefSeq, a predicted model, not a curated record